This is a messenger RNA of Eimeria mitis, 342 nucleotides long. RefSeq lists its product as uncharacterized. The record is from RefSeq and is a predicted model, not a curated record. Bases 1 to 342 code for a protein of 113 amino acids. Lineage: Eukaryota; Apicomplexa; Conoidasida; Eucoccidiorida; Eimeriidae. The transcript has 2 exons.
AUGCCGUGCCGCAUGGGGUACCGCACACACAGCAGCCCGCGCAGUGCAUCCUGCAGCAGCAGCAGCAGCAGCAGCAGCAGCAGCAGCAGCAGCAGCAGCAGGAGUGGGAGGAGGAGGAGGAGGAGCAGCAGCAGCAGCAGCAAUAGCAGCAGCAGCAGCAGCAGCAGCAACAACUGCAGCAACAGCAGCAACAACAACUGCAUCAGCAGCAGCAACAACAACACCCGCCAUCACCCGCUUGUGCUUCGGCCGGCCCACACUGCAGCAGCAGCAGCAGCAGCAGCAGCAGUAGCAACAGCAGCAGCAGGAGCAGCAGCAGCAGCAGCAGCAGGAGCAGAAUGA